CACUACCCAACUUAAUAGGGCAAAAAGCACGCAAAAUUUUUUCGCUCUUCCUCUUUCGUUUCACUACGUUCACAUAAAUAACAAUGAGUGCUGAUUUGGUUUGGUCUAUCAUCAGAAACAACAACUCUUUCCUUGUUAAGCGUCAAGGUGUUCAAUUCUCUUCUGAACCCUCCAACUUGAUGAACGUCAACUCUUUCAAGUACUCCGGUCUUGCUAACCCCAAGUCCGUUGCUAUCUCUUCUGCUGCUCGUGGUGUCCGUGUCACUACCACCAAGAAGGGUAAGCAACAAAACCCUGCCAAGGCCACCAACACCGUUGUUAUUGCUAAGACUCGUCGUCAAACCGCCAAGUCCGUUGCUAACUUGAUCGCUAAGAGCAAGUACAGACCCGAUCUCCGUGCUGUAAGUAUUGCUAUUGCAUUUAUGUGAUGUUUGCAAUGUAGGAUUUUUUGACUGAUGUGUCAAUUGACUCACACAUAGGCUGCCGUUGCUCGUGCUUCGGCUCUUAUCUCUGCUCAACAACCC
Molecule: messenger RNA, 524 nt
Organism: Mycotypha africana
Lineage: Eukaryota; Fungi; Mucoromycota; Mucoromycetes; Mucorales; Mycotyphaceae
Product: ribosomal L28e/Mak16
Exons: 3
Coding region: 84-428 (114 amino acids)
Biological process (GO): translation
Cellular component (GO): ribosome; cytosolic large ribosomal subunit
Molecular function (GO): structural constituent of ribosome
Source: RefSeq, a predicted model, not a curated record